AUGGCUGAAGAUAGCUCACGCCUUGGUGGGUUUUCAGCUGGUCUGGCUGUCAUAUUGAAUGGUGAGGAUAAUAAGAAAAAGUUGCCGAAAACUCGGUUACUUUCCUGCUGUGAUGAUUUUGGUGAACAGUCGGUGGAAAGAACGCUUGAAUACGUGUUUGGUCUCCCCAACAGAUCUUUAAAUUCAUUGGAUGGUCCAGUUGACAGCAUUUUUAUUCAUUCUGUCAUUAGGAAUGUUUUUUCAAAGUAUAAUGCAAAUAUUGGUGAUUCUUCUAGUGAAAGAGAUAUGAUAUGUAGACCAGAUGUUGUAGGCCUAGAAGAAUCCAGCAUAUGCGGUGAUAUUAAAAUCAUCAAACCGCCUUUUCUUAUAGAGAGUUUGGAAUUGUUCAGUAGUGCAAGGGUUAAUACCUGUGUUUGGAAAGGGAAAUGGAUGUAUGAAGUUUUGUUGGAAACAUCUGGCAUACAGCAGCUUGGUUGGGCCACUCUUUCUUGCCCUUUCACCGACCAUAAAGGUGUCGGUGAUGCUGAUGACUCAUAUGCCUAUGACGGGAGACGAGUUAGCAAGUGGAACAAGGGUGCUGAGACAUAUGGUCAGUCAUGGGUUGUUGGUGAUGUCAUCGGAUGUUGCAUAGAUUUGGAACAAGAUGAAAUAAUUUUCUACAGGAAUGGAAAUUCACUUGGGACAGCAUUUAGAGGAAUUCAAAAAAUGGGUCCUGGUUUUGGCUAUCACCCAGCAAUCUCUCUCUCCGAGGGUGAAAGAUGUGAAUUGAACUUUGGAGCUCGGCCCUUCAAGUACCCAAUUGAAGGCUACCGUCCUCUUCAGGCUCCUCCCUCUAAAAGCAACUCCCUCACACGAUUGCUUCGGUGCUGGUCAAGGUUGUUGGACAUGCAUUCAGUGGAACGAGCUGAACAUUCAUUAGCUCAGAAAUUGAGAAGAGUAAAGAGGUUUGUUUCAUUGGAAGAAAUUUUCCGUCCUGUCUCUAAUGCUAUUUGUGAGGAAUUAUUCUCUAUACUUGAAGAAAAUGUUGGACACACAGAGUAUAUGGUUUGGGGUCCAGUGUUGUCCUUCAUGUUUGAAGUUUUUGAGUUGCAUGCACCCCAUGAUUAUUCAAGUUUGGAUAAAGUAGUUGAAGUACUGCUACAAUUUCGAGGAUCACAUGUGCUGUUUGAAAACAUCCUAAACGCACUUUCAUGCGGUUGUAAAACAACUCAAUUAGUUCUAACUGAAUGUCCUUACUCUGGGUCAUAUCCUUACCUUGCCCUGGCAUGUCAUCUACUAAGACGAGAGGAACUUAUGGUGCUUUGGUGGAAAUCACCAGAUUUUGAAUUUUUGUUUGAAGGUUUAAUGUCACGAAAAACUCCAAACAAGCAGGAUCUUGACUCUAUGAUACCCACUGUUUGGUGGCCCGGUUCAUGCGAAGAUGCUUGUAGUGAAGGUAACAUGAUGUUGGCAACCACAGCUUUGUCUGAAUCAAUCAGCAAGAUUGAAGAGAAGCAUCGGGACCUCUGUCGCUUAGUUAUACAAUUUAUACCUCCUAUGGCACCUCCCCAAUUACCUGGAGCAGUAUUUAGGACAUUUUUACAAAACCUUCUACUGAAGAACAGAGGGGCAGAAAGAAAUGUCCCACCACCUGGAGUUUCUAGCAAUUCAGUUCUUGUUUCAAUUUAUACAGUUGUGCUCCAUUUUUUAUCAGAAGGAUUUGCAUUGGGUGAUAUCUGUGGCUGGUUAAAGAGCUACAAAUCAGAUGUUGGUUUCCUUCACAGAGGUGGUCAACAAAGUUUUCCCAUACACUUGUUUCUAAGAAAUGACCCUCAUAGAACUGAUAUUUCCAGGCUUGGGGGAUCCUAUACCCAUUUAUCAAAACUACACUCCGUAGUUGAUCAUGAAAGGGAAGUAGUUCAAUGGGAUGAAGGUUGCAUGGAUAAUGAAGAAAUCAGAGUGACACAUUCAACCAAACAGAAGCCGUGCUGUUGUUCAAGUUAUGAUUCUGAAUUUGCAAGGAGUUCAAAGGUUCCAGCUAAAUACCUGGCCAAAGGGUCUCGGGGCCAUUGUAGCCCUAUUCCCGAAAGACCUGCUCAUGUUGCUGCUGAAUGCAGUGAUGGGAGUUUGAAUAGUGAGAUAUCAGAUAAACCCAGUUCCAGUGAUCAAUCUGAACCCGAGUAUGGUUACCGCCAAGUGCACCAUCUGAAGUCUGUCCCAAAGGAUACUGAUAUGUGUAUGGAUAUGCUACAAGAAGAAGAGCUGCUUGAUGCUUUGUUAUGGCUGUAUCAAUUUGGUCUUGCUCCAAAUUUUAAGCAGGCAUCGUAUUACAUGACUCAUCAGGCACAAUCAAUCUCCCUUUUGGAGGAAACUGAUAAGCAAAUAAGAGACCGAGCUUGUGGUGAAAAAUUGAAGCAUUUGAAAGAAGCUCGUAACGAGUAUAGAGAAGAGGUUAUUGACUGUGUUAGGCAUUGUGCUUGGUAUCGUAUCUCUUUGUUAUCUCGAUGGAAGCAGCGAGGAAUGUAUGCAAUGUGCAUGUGGGUUGUCCAGUUGCUACUGGUUCUUAGCAAUACGGAUUCCGUGUUUAUCUACACCCCUGAAUAUUAUCUGGAAGCUUUGGUUGAUUGCUUUCAUGUGUUGCGGAAAAGUGAUCCUCCAUUUGUUCCAUCCACAAUUUUGAUCAAGCAUGGACUUGUUUCAUUUGUCACUUUUGUAGUUACUCAUUUCAAUGAUCCAAGGAUAUCAAGUGCGGAUCUUAGGGAUCUUCUUCUCCAGUCUAUAUCCGCCCUGGUGCAGUACAGGGAGUAUUUUGCAGUUUUUGAGAGCAACGAGGCAGCCAACCAAAGGCUGCCAAAAGCUCUGUUAUCAGCAUUUGAUAACAGGUCUUGGAUCCCCGUGACGAACAUACUUCUACGAUUAUGCAAGGGUUCUGGUUUUAGUUUUUCAAAGAAUGGAGAGUCGUCUUCAUCAUCAAUUCUUUUCCAAAGGUUGCUAAAAGAAGCUUGCAUAAAUGAUGAAGGAUUGUUUUCAUCUUUCCUAAACCGUCUAUUUAAUAUACUUAGCUGGAGUAUGACAGAAUUUUCAGUUUCUGUUCGAGAAAUGCAAGAAAAGUACCAGGUAAUGGAGUUUCAGCAAAAGAAAUGUGGUGUCAUAUUUGAUCUCUCGUGUAAUCUUGCAAAAAUUUUGGAGUUCUGUACUCGUGAGAUUCCUCAAGCAUUCCUGUCUGGACCAGAAACAAACCUAAGGAGGUUAACUGAGUUGGUUGUAUUUAUCUUGAAUAACAUUACUUCUUCAGCCGAUGCUGAAUUCUUUGACUUGUCCCUUAGACGGCAUAACCAAUCUUCAGAGAAAGUGAAUCGAGGCAUGGUAUUGGCGCCUCUCGUAGGGAUCAUGUUAAAUUUAUUGGAUGCUGCUAAGUUGGCAGAGUGUCGAGAAAACAGUGAUCUUGUUGAUGUUUUUCUAAGCAUGGAUUGUCCCGAUACAGUUCUUUAUGGUUUCCAAUAUCUUGUGAAUUAUAACUGGGAUGAAUCAUGUCGGGGAGAAGCAUACAUGGAAAAAUAUAAGCAGCUAGAAAAUUUUCUGACCCUCCUUGCUUGCCGCGCUAUGUCUGAACGUGAUGAAGUGAACAGUGUUGUAGAUUCAGACCUUGAUGAUAACUUAUGCUGCAUAUGUUACGCAAGUGAAGCAGAUACCCAGAUUGCACCUUGUUCACAUAGGUCUUGCUAUGGCUGUAUAACUAGGCAUCUUUUGAACUGUCAAAGGUGUUUCUUUUGCAAUGCUACAGUGACAGAUGUUAGUAGAAUUAAUGAGAAGACAGGCUAA
This is a messenger RNA of Lathyrus sativus (Indian pea), 3801 nucleotides long. The record is from the annotation of a GenBank genome assembly. NCBI's taxonomy places the organism in Eukaryota, Viridiplantae, Streptophyta, Magnoliopsida, Fabales, Fabaceae.